Branchiostoma belcheri (Belcher's lancelet) is the source of this 4372-nucleotide messenger RNA. RefSeq names its product dipeptidyl aminopeptidase-like protein 6. The transcript is spliced from 24 exons. NCBI's taxonomy places the organism in Eukaryota, Metazoa, Chordata, Leptocardii, Amphioxiformes, Branchiostomatidae. Gene Ontology annotation, biological process: proteolysis. The record is from RefSeq and is a predicted model, not a curated record. Bases 402 to 2846 code for a protein of 814 amino acids. Gene Ontology annotation, molecular function: dipeptidyl-peptidase activity; serine-type peptidase activity.
CGCCGGUAGACUGCGACUAAACCUGCCGGAUUGUCUACAACUCGCGAGCCGCUACCGUUUGGAAAGGUUGUACGCUGUACGUGGUGAGAGCUGGAGAUUUUACGACGCCUGAGGUUUUGCGGGGGUGCCUGGUAAGGCUCUUGCGGUUCUCGGUGACCGCACAGCCUGACCUCCUCUAACGUGGAUAAUAGCUGUGGAACCAAUGGAUUCAACAGCCGCUGUAGAGGGAAAUUGCUUGGUCACUAUCAGCGUGAAGUGAGCGGUCUACCUGCCUUUCCUGGAAUUUGUUUGGGGGUCUGAGGACAGGUCUUGCUGGUUCCGGGAAGCGAAGGGGCUGGUGUGUGUUGGUGCUAGUGUUGGAGCCUCCUCUUCACUCAUCGUGAAACACCUGUAUCCACGCCAUGCAGGGCACUCGUAUUUCCGAUGGACCAGGAGGAGGCGAUGGGGAGCUCAGUCCGGAGGAGAUGGAGGAGCUGGUUGGGAACAACCCAUCCCAGCGGAACUGGAAGGGCAUCAUCAUCGCCCUGCUGGUCAUCCUCAUCGUGUGUUCACUCAUCGUCACUGCAGUCAUUCUGCUAACGCCAGAUUCACACAUCAACACGAAUCCUAAGUUUACAUUUGAGGACCUGUUUGACGACGCCUGGAAGGCCCAAGGUGUCUCAUUGAAGUGGAUCAGUGAAGAUGAGUUCGUCUAUAGGAAUGGAAGUGAUGCUGUUGUCAAGUUUAAGGCUACAGACAACUCAUCUACUGUCAUUAUUAAAAAUGACACCUUUAGCGACAUUGAUGCCUCCCGAUACAGAAUCUCCGCUGACCUGCAGUACGCUCUGCUGAUCUACAAUGUCAACAAGCGAUACAGACACUCUUUUGAAGCAAAGUAUUCAAUUUUCAAUGUCAACACAAAGAGAGCCUCAGUGGAACUCAAGCCUGACUCUUCCAUGAGGGAAGCCACACUUCAGCUGGCCAUAUUUGGACCCAGAGAUCAUCAGAUUGCAUUUGUUUACAAAAACAACAUCUAUUACAAGAACAGCUAUGCUACAGAACCUGUGCAGCUGACAUUUGAGGGACAAGAAGGAGUUGUAUUCAAUGGAAUUCCUGAUUGGGUGUAUGAAGAGGAGAUUCUCCAGUCCCAUGAAGCCAUGUGGUUUUCACCAAAUGGAACUCACAUCUGUUUUGCAACGUUUAACGACUCAGCUGUACAAGAUGUGGCUAUUCCAGACUACAGCGUAGAGGGCAGCUACUAUGCCAUCCGCAAGAUCAAGUAUCCUAAGCCUGGUUCUACUAAUCCAACAGUGAAGAUUUCUGUCAUCAAUACGGGAAACCCAAGCAGGGUUCUGAACCUGGAACCUCCAGCUGAUAUCAAGGCUCAGAGAGACUACUACUUUUCCUCAGUAGUGUGGGCUACAGACAACAAGGUGGCUGUAACCUGGCUAAACCGCAGGCAAAACCUCUCAAUCAUCUGUAUAUGUAAUGCGGUGACUGGGAGCUGUUCUGAGAACUACAGACAAACCAGCACUGCCUGGCUAAGACCGCACAUCAAGCCCAUGUUUGCUGCUGACGGGAGUAAGUACUUCAUCCAGCUGCCCUACAGUCAGGGGAACAGGGGGAAGUUUCCACACAUUGCUGUCAUCAGGGCUGAUUGGAAUGGAUACCCUUUUGUACAGACUGCAGGAGGUGUCAACAAGGUUCAAGAGUUCCUGACUAGUGGCCCAUGGGAAGUCACCAAAAUCCUGGCCUAUGAUCAAAUGACGAACACAGUUUACUUCCUGAGUACGGAGGAGACGGCACGCAGCAGGCACCUGUACAGUGUGAGCAUGGGCAGCGCCCAGGACAGGAAGUGUCUGAGCUGUGGCCUGUUUCCAAACUGCACCUUCUACGAUGCCACUUUCAGCAAGAAUCAGAAGUGGUACACCUUGCACUGCUUGGGUCCAGAUGUUCCAAGGGUAACUCUGCACAGCACUACAGAUGAGAUUGGCAGGAAAGUGAUUACACUAGAGAAUAACAGUGUUUUGAGGAAGAGGGUCUCUGCCACCCAGUGGCCAACUUACAAAUAUCAGGAGUACACCAUUGAAGAUGGAAACACCUACUGGGCGGAGAUGAUCCUUCCUCCUGACUUUAGUGAAGACUCCAAGUAUCCAGUUCUGUUAGACGUGUAUGGAGGCCCAGGUACUCAAAAAGUCCAGGAGACUUAUCGGGCCAACUGGGCCACCUAUCUAGCCAGCACUGAGGGAGUCAUUGUGGUGAGCUUUGAUGGGCGUGGCUCUGGUUACCAAGGCGACAAGGUUUUGUAUGAACUGCACGAGAAAUUUGGAACAGUGGAGGUCAAAGAUCAAAUCUUUGUUGCCAAGGAACUUGGCAAACUGGAUUAUAUAGAUGAAACCAGAAUUGGGAUCUGGGGAUGGUCAUAUGGCGGCUAUGUGACAACAAUGGUUGCUGGAGAAGGUGAUGGUGUGUUUAAGUGUGCAGCAGCUGUGGCUCCUGUGGUGGACUGGAGACUUUAUGACUCUGUGUAUGCUGAACGAUACAUGGGAGAUCCACACCACCCAAAAAACUCCAGGGCUUAUGAUGCUGCCAAUGCAUACUCUGGCCAUAGAAUCAAGGAAUUCAGCAAACUGCAGGGGAACUUUCUGGUCAUCCAUGGCACUGCUGACGAUAAUGUUCACUUCCAGAACACAGCCCUUCUGAACAAAGCCUUAGUGGAGAAUGACAUAGACUAUAGAGUACAGUUCUACACUGACCGAGCGCACAACCUACAAGGACAGAAGACUAAGAGGCAUCUUUACAGACUCCUUAGUAGCUUUUUUCGAAUAUGCUUCGAGGAGCCAAAGAAAGAAGGCGACGAUGAGUAAUCCAAGGAGCAUGAAUACCAAUCUCAAAUGUAGAGGAGUCAAGGUAAAAGGUGAUCUCUUAAUCAACUGUGAAAAAAAGACUGACAAACCAGAGAGAGGUGAUAUGAGUUUUUGGCAUCGACUAAGUACAGGAGGCAACAUACUUGAAAAGGUCAUAAAAAUGUGAAGUGUGACAUGGACCGACAAGAAGAAAUUGGUAUGUCCCCUUCGGCUUUGUUUCUCAAGGACAUACUCAAGGUCAGUCCUGCUUGAGUUCAACACUUGGGAUCAGUACUAAGAGGUCACAUGAAGAUGGAUUAUUUGACCCUUGGACUAUUUCUGGUAGGUGAAAAACAUGUAUGUGUUACUUAUCAACAUGAAUGUGAGUGGUUUUAAAUACCAAUGCAAGCUGUUGUUAAACUUUUGCAUUGUGAGCAAAUCUGAUGACGGAUGAGCCUGAUGAAACCUAAAGAAGCAAUUUGCAUAUCAAGUUUGUCUAUCUAUAAUAUAGUAAUAAUGUGAUCAUUCAGAAAGACUUGUACAAUGUACAAGCAUAGCAUUCAUGUGUGAAGUGAAAUUAGUUUUGAUCUGUUGUGUGUUUCAUAGAAUAAGAUCAUCACAAUGUAUUUCAAAAUCUGUUAGAAAUUUGUUUUCAACAUGAUAUAAAUUUCAGUAUAACAUCAAUUUAAAAAAAAUAUUUACUCAGAAAUAUCUGCAAAAGUUAGCUAAGCAAAAGAGAUAUUAUGAAAAGAUAUACAUGUAGAUUCAAGAAUGAACACAACUACAUGUACAGGCUAUUGUUACUAUCAAAGGGUAUUGUAUGUAAGUAAUACCAAAUUAAUCUUCAUUGGUAAAUGCAUGUAUUGACAUUGGGAAGUAAAGGAAGACUAAUGCAGUGGAUAACCUAACACACAUGUAUGUCUGCAAUAUGUAUUGACAUCCCUGCUUAAUGAUGGCAUUUAUUUCAUAUUCUCUGUGAUCCUAAAGGUUAACAAUAAGCAGAUGUAAUGUCUAACAAAUAUUCUACUUUUUUGUAAAAUAAAAACAUUUCCUGUCAUACAGUGUGCACUCAUAUACAGUGUAUGGAACUGUUAAACUGUUCAGAUUCACUGAUAAGUAACAAUUUGGAAUAUCUAUGAUGUAUAUUAGAUAGAUACGUACAAAAUCACUCCAACAUUAGUAACUGCAAGAUAUGUAUUAUGAUAAUUAUAGUAGUAUUAUCGAACAAUAUAGGGUACCAACACGGGACUGUGCAAUACAUGAGAUAAAAAAAGCAUGAUUAGAUGUACAGAAACUAAAAACUAUGAUAUAUAUAUAUAUAUAUAUAUGAUAUUGUAUCCAUCAAUUAUUUCUUAAGUUCAAUCACUGUACAAGAGGUAGAAACAAUGUUUUUGUGCCACUUAGAAUCUUGUUCCUUUCUUUUCUUUUUACACAAUGCAUUUCAUACAAUUGUAGCUUCUGGUAUAAGGCCACACCAAUUUAAUUUCUUGGUUAACAGAUUCGCCCGCUUCAUUUUUUCUGAUUUGCAAAAGAAAAAAAAAUUCAGA